Alternaria viburni is the source of this 1725-nucleotide messenger RNA. RefSeq lists its product as uncharacterized. The record is from RefSeq and is a predicted model, not a curated record. Gene Ontology annotation, molecular function: protein binding. The coding region runs from base 1 to 1725 and encodes 574 amino acids. NCBI's taxonomy places the organism in Eukaryota, Fungi, Ascomycota, Dothideomycetes, Pleosporales, Pleosporaceae. The transcript has 2 exons.
AUGUCUCAAAUACGGAAAGAGCUCUGGCAAGAGCUGAUGGAUGGGUUUACUUACAAUGAGCCUGAGGUCAUCCUCGAUUGUCUGGAUCGAGGAGCCCCAUUGGAUGAAUGCAAUGACGAAGGCGACUAUCCCAUUCAUCUGGCUGCCCGCAACAACAACAUCGACAUCUUGUUGAGAACGCGCUUCGUUGCUGCUGACAACAUAUACCUCCCGAAAACUCUUCUACCCGAAAAUCUGGCUGGUGAAACCCCCUUAGAGAUCGCGUGCAACGCAAACGCACACGAGGCCGUGCGGUGGAUAAUGGGUGAGCUGCCACAGGAUUACGAACGCGCUCAUGCGGCCGUCAGUCGAGCAUUCAAACUGGCUAUUGUCGGAGAGAGGGAGGGACUCUUGAAGAUCUUGCAACAAUCAUGGCCUGAUUGGAGAGCAUUGAAGAUCAAGACAGGAACAACGUCGAAAACGACUCCACUUCGCUUUGCCAUAGACGAGGGAAAGGUCAAAUCAGCGUAUAGACUUGUCAAUCCUAUCGUUACGGCAAAAAGACAGCCUCAUGCCCGCAGGAUCUUCGACAUGAUGUGGAAGUCGCAGUUGGAAGAGGGUGGCUAUCUGGAGAUAAUCCUGGACCAAGAUCAAAAGAGUAUCGACCUCAUCCCAUAUGCAAUUGUCGAUGAGGUCAUGCGUUCUUCUACCAUUAGCAAUGCAGAGAUUCUAGAGAUUCUGCUGAACGUGGGAAUUGAUAUUUCCGCCGUUCUUCGGCAGUCCAUAUAUUACGCGGUGCGCCCCACCACCCAUCCACAUCAAGACAACAACGUAUGGGAAAAGGUCCUACGGGAAGACCAUGUCAUCGAGCCAAAGGACCUAGACUCAAUCCUAUCGUUCGAAAUACCAGCGGACAGUAGCCCAAUUCCCGAAGUAGAAGUAAAAAAGGACUCCAUGAGAGCUGCUUUGAGCCUCCGCGGCGGCCAAGACUGGUCAGGGGUGGUGAAAGCAUCGACAAGCGCGUCUAUAGAGGAUCUUGAGAAGUUCAUGUAUUCGGAAGAUGGGACUAUGUUGCAGCGUAUGCUCAGUCUCAAAGACAAGGAUGGUUACUCACUCCUGAGAUUUACUAUCUCGCACGGCAUGAAUGACCCCGUCGAGAAGCAAAAGCAAAGACUCGAAUACACCGAUCUUCUUCUCCAGCAUGGAAUCGAGGUAGCGGUGCCGGAUCUGAUGGCCGCACGUGAACGUUUGUUUCAUCACGAGGGGACCUUAGCGACCUUUAUGCUAUUGGCUUCCUACAUCACACACGACGUUGCAUUGGACCUAUUGUACAAAAUGUGCAGCGAAUCUUGGAACCGCAAUGGGAUACACCACAGUACGUUUGACCUGAUUCACAUUUUGCUCAGAUGUGGCGUCGACCCAACACUUCUGAACGGAAGUGGCAAGACUCCCCGAAUCGCUCUCCGUGACACCAUGGCAGAGAGACCGACCAAAAAGGUUCCUAUGAUGGACGAGCGAGCCAUGAAGCGCUUAGAAGUGACGAACCGUGCUCGUGCCUCCCGGAUUUCGAAGCUUUUGCUGCGUUGGGAGAACCACGUGAAGGGUUCAGGCGGUAACAAUCCAUUGGAAAUGCACGAUUUUGACUGGCAGGCAUUACGUCAAAGCAUUGGGGAUGAGGAGAUAUGGGCAUGGCUGGUUCAAAAGAACCCAGAGGGUUACAAGGUGAUUGAGUACUGGCACGGGUAA